This is a messenger RNA of Oikopleura dioica, 552 nucleotides long. The record is from the annotation of a GenBank genome assembly. NCBI's taxonomy places the organism in Eukaryota, Metazoa, Chordata, Appendicularia, Copelata, Oikopleuridae.
AUGUACUUUAUCGUUACGUACAAGGAAUACAACAAGGACAAAUCGCUCGAAACCGAAGAGAGUGACUCGUCUCCUGAAAGAAAACGUCGAAAAAUAGAGCCAUACUCGGAAUCGUCCAACUCGGACUUGUCGGACUCCGAAACGUCGGAAGAUUCAUUAGGAGAGGAUGAAAUCACGAAGGAAGAGUUCAAACCUUGGGUGAGAAACAUCGUUGAUAACGGGAUACCAAAAGAAAAGGAGCCGGAGAUAAAGAAGCUUAAAAAACAUCUCCUCAGAUGUAAGAAAGCGCUUGUAGAGACGAUUCGAAGAAGAAAACAUAAAAUCGUAAAAUUGGGGAAAAUCGCUGAAAGAACAGCUCAUGUGCAAAAGAAGAAAAACAUCGACGAAGUAAAACGAGAAGAAAUCCUCAAGCGCUGUGCGAAAGACAAGACGAAUGAAGAGAAAAAACUGCGCAAGAUUGAACGGCGCAUGAGAAACAUCAAGGAGCGAAAACAGAAGAUCGCAUCCCAGCUUUUUCAACUCACUGUUUUUGUAGCACAUGUUACACAUUGA